AUGAGGUUUCCCAACAUAAACUUGAUUAACAGGCAUUGCAAGAAUCUUCAAGUGCUAGGCCAAGCAGGAAUUGUUUUCCAUUCUCACGAGGAGAUAGUCCAAGUUCCUCCCGAUCUGGCUGCGCAAGACACUGAAAUGAAAGACAUAUUUGAACAUGUGAGGAUUUCCGAUAGUGUAUUUAGACUAGAUGGUCUCUAA
Lindgomyces ingoldianus is the source of this 198-nucleotide messenger RNA. RefSeq lists its product as uncharacterized. The transcript has 2 exons. The record is from RefSeq and is a predicted model, not a curated record. The coding region runs from base 1 to 198 and encodes 65 amino acids. Lineage: Eukaryota; Fungi; Ascomycota; Dothideomycetes; Pleosporales; Lindgomycetaceae.